AUGAGUGUCUCAUUCCAAGUCUUCCGCGGUUCUGAGGAUGGAAGUAUCGUACCCGAUACUACUACCCGCACUUUGCAGCCUACUGAGGUGUACAUUGAGACCACUCACUCAGGUCUCUGCGGUACCGAUGAGCACUACCUGAAGACCGGAAUGGCUCUCGGUCACGAGGGUAUUGGAAUUGUCCGUCAGAUCGGCUCUAGUGUCACUGAUGUCAAGGUUGGAGCCCGUGUUGGAUAUGGCUAUAUCCAUCGUGUGUGCGGAAUCUGCAAGCAGUGCUUAAAUGGCCGAGACCAGUUCUGCGAAGGCGGAGUUAGGCACUACGGCAGCCACGAUCACGAUAUCGGAACCUUCGGUGAGGGUGUUGUUUGGGAUGCUAGCUGCGUUGUUCCCAUUCCCGACGGAUACGACUCUGCAGAUGCCGCACCCCUCAUGUGCGCUGGUGUGACUGUUUGGACUAGCUUGAGUGAGCACGUUCGCUCCACAGACCGUGUUGGUAUCAUGGGUAUCGGUGGUCUCGGCCACUUGGCAAUUAAGCUCGCUGCUGCUAUGGGCUGCCAAGUGGUUGUCCUCUCAAGCACUGAGGCUAAGCGCGAAGAAGCACUGUCCUUUGGUGCUUCUGAGUACUACGUCUGGAAGGCCGGACAAGAAAUUCCUAACUUCAAGCAGGUCGACCACCUUCUGCUUUGUGGAAGCGCCAACGUUGACUACCCCAGUCUUCUUCAAAUCAGCAUUCUGCCUUUGAUGGCUUACAACGGAACCAUCUUCCCAUUGACCGUCGACCACUCCAACGCCCCCAUCCCACUUCUAUCCCUGAACAACCAUGGUAUCCGUAUCCAGGGUGUCUUUGUUGGUUCUCGGGCAUCUGCUCGCUCUUUGGUUGAGUUUGCCGCUGAGAAGAAGAUUACCCCCACGCUUAUGAAGUUCCCUCUUGAUAAGGGUGGUAUCGAAGAUGCUAUGGAGGUCCUCCGUACUGGCAAGAUGAGAUACCGUGGUGUUCUUGUACGCCAGUAA
This is a messenger RNA of Penicillium taxi, 1011 nucleotides long. Its product is annotated as NAD(P)-dependent alcohol dehydrogenase. Gene Ontology annotation, molecular function: alcohol dehydrogenase (NADP+) activity; zinc ion binding. The record is from RefSeq and is a predicted model, not a curated record. The coding region runs from base 1 to 1011 and encodes 336 amino acids. Gene Ontology annotation, biological process: alcohol metabolic process. NCBI's taxonomy places the organism in Eukaryota, Fungi, Ascomycota, Eurotiomycetes, Eurotiales, Aspergillaceae. The transcript has 3 exons.